Ilyonectria robusta is the source of this 1275-nucleotide messenger RNA. RefSeq lists its product as uncharacterized. The coding region runs from base 1 to 1275 and encodes 424 amino acids. Lineage: Eukaryota; Fungi; Ascomycota; Sordariomycetes; Hypocreales; Nectriaceae. The transcript is spliced from 3 exons. The record is from RefSeq and is a predicted model, not a curated record.
AUGGGAUUUCAGCAUAUUUUCUUCAACUUCCUCAUCGUGGGUGCAGUAUGCUUCAUACUACGUCCUGUCGUCUCCGGGACAACGACUACUAUCACUUCGACUACCAUCACGGCCACUGCAACAGACGAAAGUGUCCUGCUGGUAGAGGAGUCAGGAGUUGCCUAUGCAUCAAGCGUGACCUUUGUUAAAUCCGGCAACACGUCGAGCACGGAAGAUACCUCCCAGUCAGCCCUAAACGCAGCCAUUGCUAUUCAGGAGGGAGGUUCCGUCUACCUGACUGAUUGCUACAUUGAAACCGAAGACCUUGGGUCAAAUGCUCUCCACACAUACGAAGAUGGAACCUACGCCUAUCUAUACAACCUGGACUUCUACUGUGUGGGCGAAUUUGCUCAUGGAAUCUACACUGCCGGUGGCUAUAUUUAUGCCGAAGACCUCACCGGCAGCACCUACGGUACCUCGAGCAGUGCGAUAGCCACCGAUACCGGCGGUGGCACAAUUAUCGUCAAUAAUGCACAAGUGUAUACAUAUGGUUCGAAAUCUGCCCUUGUCUAUUCCACGGGAAACAUCACUGUGGAAAAUCUCACGGGAACCACGGCCAAAUCCCCGGCUUGUGUUAUCGACGGCUCCAACUCGUGGACUCUCAACAAUCCCGAAAUAUCGGCCGCCCCCAAUGAGCAUGGAGUCUUUCAGUUUAUGAGCACUGUUCCUUCAAGCAGCAGCACUGCAUAUGCAUAUGUCAACGGCGGCUCCGUCUCUGAAACGAGGGGUACAUAUGGAUUGGUCUUUGUUAGCAAUAUCGAAGCUUAUGUGUACCUCACCGACGUUUCCAUCUCUCUUGAGUCAGGAAUUCUCGCGAAUAUCUCUACAGAUGAUUGGGGAACUUCCGGCAGCAAUGGCGGCGACGCCACGAUUGUCCUCUCUGAAGUCGAUGUCAGCGGUGAUGUUUACGUUGACGACAUCAGCACACUGGAGUUGGAUCUAGCUGAUAGCAGUACACUUACCGGCAUUGUCAAUGGUGAUGAUUUAGCAUCCAACGUGACCCUGGUCCUGGACUCAAGCUCCACUUGGGAGGUCACUGGCGACUCCUACGUCGCAACCCUUGAGGACGACGACACCAGCUUCUCCAACAUCAACACUAACGCUACGCGGACAUCUGUUGGAAGGCUGUUGCGCAGAGAACUAUGCUUUUUCGGGAGAUUCAGCAUAUUCUCCUAUACAAACAGUGCACCUGAACCUAACGAGAGGGAUGUUCUUGGUUACCUUACUUCCAUGUAG